Pseudogymnoascus destructans is the source of this 1169-nucleotide messenger RNA. RefSeq lists its product as uncharacterized. Bases 315 to 893 code for a protein of 192 amino acids. The record is from RefSeq and is a predicted model, not a curated record. The transcript is spliced from 3 exons. NCBI's taxonomy places the organism in Eukaryota, Fungi, Ascomycota, Leotiomycetes, Thelebolales, Thelebolaceae.
CUUGGUUUCGACUGUUCAAUGCCGCAAUAGGUGAGAUUUCUACAUAAAUCUUUAAUUCAGUGAAGCCUAUAAUUAUAGGCCCUCUGAUUGUAAAUCAUUUUACCAUUUAUCAAAAAUUUAUCGGAGAUUUGUUGUAGUUCACAUAAAAAGUGAAAGUAGGCGUAAGAUACAUUUACCACCAAAUCUUACAUAGUAGGUCGGAUCCGGAAAAAGCUUGGCUCCAGCUCCGGAACCUCGCAACUUUAACGACAACCACCGCCAACUCCACGCAACGCCGCACCACCACCCUUAAUUGACAGCCAACACCCCUCGUCAUGUCUUCGAAAGUUGCACAGUCGGUUGUAAAAGCCACUCGCCGUGUCAUUCCCGUGUCCGAGAAAUACACCGUGCAAUCCACCGGCAUUUACGAGCGCAUCCGCCGCAUCUUCGCCGUCGACCCCAGCCGCUCCAACGGCGUCCCCCUAAACCCUCAAUUCCGCAACCCCACCCCCGGCGCCGUCGACCCACGCACCAUCGACGACCGCGUCACCCUGCCCGCGGCCGACAUCGCCGAGAACCCGUACUGGAAGCGUGACACGCGCCGCAACUACGCGCGCGCGAGCGUGGUUGGGCAGGGCGAGCUGGUGCAGCUGCUGAGCGUGGGGAAUGCGAAGGAUGGCGCGAAGGUGGAGUUGAUUGGGGAGCAGGGCGAGAAGGCGUUGGUGGCUGCGAAGGGGGAGGGGGAGAACGGGCUUGCGGCGUUCUUUAGGGAGGGGGAUGUGAGUGGUGUGCUUGGAGAGGGAGGGUUGCCGCCGAACCCGAGUCGGGGGGGGCCGGAUGAUGCGCCCGUUCGCUAUGAGAUGACGGAGGAUCAGGCGUAUCCCGCACAGUACCCUUGCAGGACAUUUGCUUAAAGAGUGAUGGAAAGAAGGAGCUGGGGGGAGAGUAGAUUGUAUAUAUGAUAGCCUUUGCCGACUGAGUGUGGAAUAAGAAGAUUCAAUGAGGGCCUUUAUUUCUUUGAUGGUGUGAUAUGCGGAUGCGUUUCUAGUUUCUUCUAGGGAUGUGCAUAGACAGAUGCACCAAUGCAUAUUACUGUCUAUCGAUAUCGCUGACUGUCCUGGUAUGGUUACGGGGACAUCGUCAUUGGCCACCCACCUUCCAUAAGAUGUUCACCACAUAGCAAAUCUACC